AUGGCAGAAUGCUUGGAAAUGUGCCCGAAGGAAGAAGUAAUUUUUCGAACAAAAAAUCAACUUGUUCACCUACUCGAAGCCACCGAAUCUACAUCCCAUGGACUGCGGAAAUAUUAUAUUGGUGAUCCGAAAAAGAUGGUGAAAGAAUAUACGAGAUCAGCUGCGGAUACACAUAAAUAUAAUAAACCCGAAUUAUUACGCACAUUCCCAACACUUGUCAGAACUGUCAAUUAUCUCCUUCAAUUAUUCGAAGAAUUUAGAGGUGAGCUAGUAUGGGAAAGUGCGAAAACUGUCGCCUAGUGGGUAUCAUAUCCCAGUUCGAUUCCACAUACUUCGCACAUUGUUUUCACGCUACCUCUGGUAAUUUAAAAGAGGUUCAAUGGGAUUGGCGUCCAGAAAAUGUGCAAAAUAAAAUAACACUUUACAAGGGCUAUACAGAUUCGAGUUUACAUUUGAUGUAGUAGUUUAACGGUGAGACAAUUAAAAUAUUUUUCAUUUUUUUCAGAUACCAACUUCAGCAUGAUUUAUUCAUUUGUUUCUGAUCGAUUGAGAUCUGUUAGACAGGAUAUGACAAUGCAAAGAAUUAAAGGAAAACAAGCUAUCGAGUUAUUGGAACUUAUGCUACCAUUUUAUAUUGAAACUGAUGCGAUUUGUAAGCAGGAAAAAUGCGUGGCUUAUGAUGCGAAGCUGCAAGAUUUACAAUUAGAAGAAUGUUUUGGAAGGUUUGAAAAUCACUCAAAUUUCUUGAAAUUCUAUUAAAAAUAUUUUCAGGUGGUUCGAGGAGAUUGAUCAUUCAGAAAAGAGAAAUGAAACUCUAAUUUCGUCAUUUUUCUUGCGACAAAUCACUAAAAAAUCCACACUUCUUCAAGAUAUUCGAAUUUUCUUGCCAAAUUCAAAAGUUGUUGAAGAAAUCAUUCUUGCUUAUUAUUCAAAAAACUUUAUACGAUUCUUCAGAAUAUUUCGAAAUCUAGAUGUAAUUCUAAAAUAUUCUCUAGUCGAUGCUGUUUUCGAAAUGCGUCAUAUUGCUAUGCAAAUAAUAUCGAUUGGUUUCAAAAGUCCAACAGCUAAACUAGAUGUAAAUUUAUUAUCAAAUUGGUUAGGAUUCUACGAAAAACCAUGUGAUGAUUUUCUCAGUUUUUAUACGGAUUCUAAAAAUUAUAUACAAAUUGUAAAUCUGAAAUUGCCUGAUCUCAUAACUCCCGAGCAUAGAUUCAUUGGUUCACGGUUUCAAUAA
This is a messenger RNA of Caenorhabditis angaria, 1234 nucleotides long. The record is from the annotation of a GenBank genome assembly. NCBI's taxonomy places the organism in Eukaryota, Metazoa, Nematoda, Chromadorea, Rhabditida, Rhabditidae.